Messenger RNA from Diabrotica balteata, 477 nucleotides. The record is from the annotation of a GenBank genome assembly. NCBI's taxonomy places the organism in Eukaryota, Metazoa, Arthropoda, Insecta, Coleoptera, Chrysomelidae.
AUGUACAAUAAUAUAGGUACCAUCAUGAUUAAAAGAUCAGGAGUUGAAGAAGAAGUUUCUGAAAUGGAUGACCUAUUAAAUCAUGUUGUUGGGUUGUCAAGAGAAUUUGCACUUUUACCCUCUGUCAAGGGUAAAAGUCAAGCAAACAGCCACCAAGAGAGUAUAGCCAUAAGGGAAAAUGCAUUAAUAAAUCUGUUCGAUGACACAUCUACAAUUGAUGUUAAUGAAGAAAUAAUAGAGAGUGAGGGUCCAAAAAAUAAUGAGGAGCCAGGACCAAGUUAUCCGGAAAAAACUAGGAAAUUUUCCAUGCCAAACUUAACAACUGCAUAUAAAGGACAAGGAACAAUAAAAGAGAAAAAAUAUAAGGAUUUAGAAGAGCUGUGCAAUAAAGACAUUAUUCCUUCCCAGUAUCAUCUCUUCUAUAAGUUGUUGCUCACCAACAAUAAGGACCAUCAAUCAGAUGUGCAAAGUGAUUGA